AUGGUGAAAAUCGCCUUCAAUACACCCACGGCGGUGCAAAAAGAGGAGGCGCGGCAAGACGUGGAGGCUCUUGUAAACCGCACGGUCCGAGCUCAAAUCUUGACCCGCAAGGUAGAGCUCCAAGGUGCCACCCAGGAAAAAGAGGGCUCCUCUGGGAGAUGCAUGCUUACUCUCUUAGGCCUUUCAUUCAUCUUGGCAGGACUUAUUGUUGGUGGGGCCUGCAUUUACAAGUACUUCAUGCCCAAGAGUACCAUCUACCAUGGAGAGAUGUGCUUCUUUGAUUCUGAGGACCCUGCAAAUUCCCUUCGAGGAGCAGAGCCUUACCUUUUGCCUGUGACGGAGGAGGCUGACAUUCGAGAGGAUGACAAUGUUGCAAUCAUUGAUGUGCCUGUCCCCAGUUUCUCUGACAGUGAUCCUGCAGCAGUUAUUCAUGACUUUGAAAAAGGCAUGACUGCUUACUUGGACUUGCUGCUGGGGAACUGCUAUCUGAUGCCCCUCAAUACCUCUAUCGUUCUGCCUCCAAAGAAUCUGAUGGAGUUCUUCGGCAAACUGGCAAGUGGCAAAUACUUGCCUCACACUUAUGUUGUUCAUGAAGACCUGGUUGCUGUGGAGGAGAUUCGUGAUGUUAGUAACCUUGGCAUCUUUAUUUACCAACUUUGCAACAAUCGCAAGUCCUUCCGCCUUCGUAGAAGAGACCUCUUACUGGGUUUCAAUAAACGUGCCAUUGAUAAGUGUUGGAAGAUUAGACACUUCCCCAAUGAAUUUAUCGUUGAGACCAAGAUCUGUCAAGAGUGAGAGGCAACACAAAAAGAGUAUCCUUAGUAAUAAGAAGUCAGAGAUUUGCAAUAUGACUUCAACAUUAAAGUGUGUAGGAUACUCAUAUUUACUUAUGCAUAUACUCUACUGCUUAUACCAAAAAAAAGAGGGAAAUAAAAACUACUAACCACUGCAA
Mustela erminea (ermine) is the source of this 952-nucleotide messenger RNA. It is a transcript of the gene ITM2A, whose product is annotated as integral membrane protein 2A. Bases 1 to 795 code for a protein of 264 amino acids. The record is from RefSeq and is a predicted model, not a curated record. Gene Ontology annotation, molecular function: amyloid-beta binding. Gene Ontology annotation, cellular component: plasma membrane; extracellular exosome; Golgi apparatus. Gene Ontology annotation, biological process: negative regulation of amyloid precursor protein biosynthetic process. Lineage: Eukaryota; Metazoa; Chordata; Mammalia; Carnivora; Mustelidae. The transcript is spliced from 6 exons.